AUGUCCAUAGAAGUGGACUGGGACGCGCUGACGAGCGGUCCCGAUGGCAGAGCGCUGGCAGAGCGCAUCCGCAUCUUCAUCCACGACAAGUUCCAACGCGUGCCGCUCCCACGCUUCAUCAAGUCCGUGACGGUGCACGGAUUCGACUUCGGCACAGUCCCUCCUAGCCUUGUCCUGAAGGACAUAACAGACCCCCUGCCGGACUUUUACGAGGAAGACGAGGGGGACACGGAUGACGACGACGGCUACCACGACAACAUGGGCGCACCUUACCUGGGGACCUCGACGCCCGGCAUCCUCGGCGGCCCGGGGCUGAACUACUUCCACGGCCAUCUAGGCACGACGGGGACGAACACGCCCCUAGCCGCCGUGGCGGGUGCCCACCACUGGAUGGGCACCAUGACGUCGUCGCCGUCGCCGCCGCCGUCGUCGUUGUCGUCGUCAUCGCCGUCUUUGCCGUCGUCGUUCCCCUCGCCGCCGCCCAGCGGCCGGCACAGCCGCAACCAGUCGCAGGGGAGCAUGCUGUCCGUCGACAACGCGCCGCCUCACUCCCUGCAGCCCCAGCAGAAGCAGCCGCCUCCGCCGCUGCGGGAGAAGGGAAGCGUGUCCACGUUGGCGCCUACGUCGGCGAAUACUUCGCGGCCUCCGACACGGGAUGCCGCCGCCACCGCCGCCGCGUCGUUCGAAUCGGCCAUCACGGAGGAGGAGGAGGAGGAGGAGGAGGGUGCUGACGGGGCACAGGAAGAUGGUGGUAGGAGGAGGAGGAGGAGGAGGAGGAGGAGGAGGGAGCCAAAGGUGGACGACUUCCAGUCCGUCUUCAGGAUCACGUACUCUGGCGAUGUGAGGCUCAACCUCACGGCUGAGAUACUCCUCGACUACCCGAUGCCCAGCUUCGUGGGCAUCCCGCUCAAGCUCAACAUCACCGGUCUGUCGUUUGACGGUGUCGGCGUGCUGGCCAAGAUACGCAAGAGGCUGCACUUCUGCUUUCUCAGUCCCGAGGAUGCCAUGGCUGCUGUGGGCCCGGAUGACGAUGAGGAGCAGGAACGAGAGGGUGAGCAAAAGCUACAGCAGCAGCAGCAGCAGCAGCAGCAGCAGCCGCCGCCGCAGCAGCCGCAACAAAGGGAUAUUCAGAAGCAGCAGCAACAACAGAGGGAUACUCAGAAACAGCAACAGCACAAGGGUAGAUUCGGUGGAUUGCUUCAGGAGAUCAAGGUUGAGAGUGAGAUUGGUGAGAGGGAAGGUGGGAAGCAGAGCUUGAAGAAUGUUGGCAAGGUGGAGCGGUUUGUUCUGGAGCAGGUCAGGAGGAUAUUUGAGGAGGAAUUUGUAUAUCCUAGUUUCUGGACGUUUUUGGUGUAA
Geosmithia morbida is the source of this 1356-nucleotide messenger RNA. Its product is annotated as mitochondrial distribution and morphology protein 12. Gene Ontology annotation, cellular component: ERMES complex. The record is from RefSeq and is a predicted model, not a curated record. The transcript is spliced from 2 exons. Gene Ontology annotation, molecular function: lipid binding. Bases 1 to 1356 code for a protein of 451 amino acids. Gene Ontology annotation, biological process: mitochondrion organization; phospholipid transport. Lineage: Eukaryota; Fungi; Ascomycota; Sordariomycetes; Hypocreales; Bionectriaceae.